Molecule: messenger RNA, 2239 nt
Organism: Mesoplodon densirostris (Blainville's beaked whale)
Lineage: Eukaryota; Metazoa; Chordata; Mammalia; Artiodactyla; Ziphiidae
Gene: NR4A3
Product: nuclear receptor subfamily 4 group A member 3
Exons: 7
Coding region: 153-2039 (628 amino acids)
Biological process (GO): cellular response to corticotropin-releasing hormone stimulus; regulation of transcription by RNA polymerase II
Cellular component (GO): transcription regulator complex; nucleus
Molecular function (GO): zinc ion binding; RNA polymerase II cis-regulatory region sequence-specific DNA binding; nuclear glucocorticoid receptor binding
Source: RefSeq, a predicted model, not a curated record
CGGCAAGCCCCAGCCCUGAGACUGGACCGUCAGCGGAGCCGGGCAGCACCUCCGCCGCUUCGCCCCGCCGGACGUCCCCGCCUCCUCCACUCUCAGCCUCCGCUGGAGAGACCCCCAGCCCCACCAUUCAGCGCGCAAGAUAUCCUCCAGAUAUGCCCUGCGUGCAAGCCCAGUAUAGCCCUUCACCGCCAGGUUCCAGUUAUGCAGCACAGACAUAUGGCUCGGAAUACACCACGGAGAUCAUGAAUCCUGAUUACUCCAAGCUGACCAUGGACCUCGGCAGCACCGAGAUCACGGCCACGGCUACCACGUCCCUGCCCAGCUUCAGUACCUUCAUGGAGGGCUACUCGAGCAACUACGAACUCAAGCCCUCCUGCCUGUACCAAAUGCAGCCGUCGGGGCCCCGGCCUUUGAUCAAGAUGGAGGAGGGCCGUGCGCACGGCUACCACCAUCACCACCAUGACCACCACCACCACCACCACCACCAGCAGCAGCCAUCCAUUCCGCCCCCCUCCGGCCCGGAGGACGAGGUGCUGCCCAGUACCUCCAUGUACUUUAAGCAGUCCCCGCCAUCCACCCCGACCACGCCGGGCUUCCCCCAGCAGGCGGGGGCGAUGUGGGAGGACACGCUGUCCUCGGCACAGGGCUGCAUCGCACCCGGCCCGUUGCUCGACCAGCCGAUGAAGGCGGUGCCCACGGUGGCAGGAGCGCGCUUCCCGCUCUUCCCCUUCAAGCCCUCGCCGCCGCACCCGCCCGCGCCCAGCCCCGCAGGCGGCCACCACCUCGGCUAUGACCCGACGGCCGCCGCCGCGCUGAGCCUGCCGCUGGGAGCCGCCGCCGCCGCUGCCGCGGGCAGCCAGGCAGCCGCGCUCGAGGGCCACCCUUAUGGGCUGCCGCUGGCCAAGAGGGCGGCCGCGCUGGCCUUCCCGCCGCUCGGCCUCACGGCCUCCCCCACCGCAUCCAACUUGCUGGGCGAGAGCCCCAGCCUGCCGUCACCACCCAACAGGAGCUCGGCGUCGGGCGAGGGCACGUGCGCCGUGUGCGGGGACAACGCCGCCUGCCAGCACUACGGUGUGCGCACCUGCGAGGGCUGCAAGGGCUUCUUUAAGAGAACAGUGCAGAAAAAUGCAAAAUAUGUUUGCCUGGCAAAUAAAAACUGCCCUGUAGACAAGAGACGUCGAAACCGAUGUCAGUACUGUCGAUUUCAGAAGUGUCUCAGUGUCGGAAUGGUUAAAGAAGUCGUCCGUACAGAUAGUCUGAAAGGGAGGAGAGGUCGGCUGCCUUCCAAACCAAAGAGCCCAUUACAGCAGGAAGCCUCUCAGCCCUCUCCACCUUCUCCUCCAAUCUGUAUGAUGAAUGCCCUCGUCCGAGCUUUAACAGACUCAACGCCCAGAGAUCUCGAUUAUUCCAGAUACUGUCCCACUGACCAGGCCGCUGCAGGCACAGAUGCCGAGCAUGUACAACAGUUCUACAACCUUCUAACAGCCUCCAUUGAUGUAUCUAGAAGCUGGGCAGAAAAGAUUCCUGGAUUUACUGAUCUCCCCAAAGAAGAUCAGACAUUACUUAUAGAAUCAGCCUUUUUGGAGCUGUUUGUUCUCAGACUUUCCAUCAGGUCAAACACUGCUGAAGAUAAGUUUGUGUUCUGCAAUGGACUUGUCCUGCAUCGACUUCAGUGCCUUCGUGGAUUUGGGGAGUGGCUCGACUCCAUUAAAGACUUUUCCUUAAGUUUGCAGAGCCUGAACCUUGAUAUCCAAGCCUUAGCCUGCCUGUCAGCACUGAGCAUGAUCACAGAACGACAUGGGUUAAAAGAACCAAAGAGAGUGGAGGAGCUAUGCAACAAGAUCACAAGCAGCUUAAAAGAGCAUCAGAGUAAGGGACAAGCUUUGGAGCCCACUGAGCCCAAGGUCCUACGUGCCCUGGUAGAACUGCGGAAGAUCUGCACCCUGGGCCUCCAGCGCAUCUUCUACCUGAAGCUGGAAGACUUGGUGUCUCCACCUUCCAUCAUUGACAAGCUCUUCCUGGAUACCCUGCCUUUCUGAGCAGGAGCAGCCUGAGCAGGGAGCUGCCUUAUCCGCUAGCAGCCGCUUGCUAAGCAGCAGAGGGAUGGGUCUGGACACCUACCAUUUUCUGUCCUUCCUUAAGAGAAAAAGCAAGCUCCUGUAGAAAUGAAAGACUUUUUUUUUUUUUUUUCUGGCACUUUUCCUUACAACUGAAAGCCAGAAAACUUGCAGAGUAUUGU